AUGGACUUCGGACACCUACCAUUUUACAAUCGGGAGUUAACCUUGGAAGAUAUUCUGAGGAAACCACAAAGAUUGCCAGUGAAAAGUCUAUAUAAGUUUGCUUUCGGAGCUGAGACCCGUCUUGAACAAGCCCUUGCACUGAUUGAUAAGCUUUCACUUGAAGAGCUUGUUGAGGUCAUGACAUUCGCCAGGAUGAGGAGAAAUAUUAUUUCAGCUGAGAGGAAUGCCCACCAAGAAUUGGAAGGUAUUUUUGAAGAAAUGUCUAAAUAUAUGGCCAUGGAUGAUGCAAAAGUUGCUGAUCUUGAUGAUGUUACUGCUGGUGGUGCUGCAGCUGCUCCAGAUGCUAGUGCUGGUGGUGGUGCUACUGAAAUGAUGUUGUUGCUGCAGCAAAUGCUCCUGAAUCUGGGUAUCGAUCCUUCCAACAUGGUUCGUGGUAGAGGUCAGGGUGGUCCUCGCGAAGCUCUGGUUGAUGAGGUGAUGGAGAGAACUAGGUACGAUGAACUAUCACGCACGGUUGAGCAGCUCGCUGGUCAAGUAGAAACAUUGUUACAACGACAUGAGCACCGUCUACCUCCUACGGAUGAAUCCAAUUCGGAUGGAACAGAUGACGAUAAUGAUACUGAAAACCCCUUUGCUGGGCGUGAGCGUGAAUCUAGGAUUUGGGAAUCAUCAUUCCGCAUAGAUAUUCCUGAGUUUCAUGGUAGCGGUUUAACACCGGAAGAUUGUAUCGACUGGUUCUCUAUUGUGGAGGAAGUUCUGGAAUUUAAGAGGGUUCCUGAUGAUCGAGUGGUUCCGAUUGUGGCUACGCGCUUUCGAGGAAGGGCUGCUGUUUGGUGGCGUCAGUUGAAAGCUUCACGAAUUCAAAAAGGUAUUACAGACACUGAAGAACAACUUGGCUAUCGAUACUUAGGGGGUUUGCGUGAGACUUUUCAAGAUUCCCUUAAUGUGUUUGACUAUUUUUCUGUGUCUGAGGUUCAUCAGCGUGCUUUGCGAUUGGAGAAACAACUAUCUCGUAAGUCGAUUCGGGCAGCAAUCGGCCGUCCUCCGGCUUCUUCUUCUCAUACUGCUUCCGCACAACAGGUUGUUAGUACGCCUAAAAAGUUUGUUCCUAAGUGCUAUCGUUGUGGAGAUCCGAAUCACUUGGAAAACGAGUGUCGCAAUGCUGAAAGACCUGGUAAGGCUUUGCUUACAGAGGUGAAUACUGCUGCUGAUGUCUUUGCUGAUGCGGAGGAGAUAGCAGCUGAGUGCGAUGAGGUGUUCCUGCCAGGGGACCAAGGUGACUGUUUGAUGAUCUACCGUCGCUCGUUUCUUACACCUAAAGUUGACGCUGACGAGUCAUGGCUACAAAAGAACAUCUUCCAGACAACGUGUACUAUUGAAGGCAAGAUGUGCCGUUUGAUCAUUGAUUCCGACAGCUGUGAAAAUGUGGUGUCUGACGAGGCUGUUCGGAAACUCAAGCUUCCCACAAAAAAACAUCCUAGCAUGUAUUCUCUUCACUGUCUUAGCAGGCGUUGUCUUGUGAAGUUUUCCAUUGGUUCUGUCUAUGAAGAUGUCGUGUGGUGUGAUGUCGUGGUAAUGGAUGCCUGUCAUCUGUCGUUGGGUCGACCAUGGCAAUACGAUAGGGCAGUGACUCAUGAUGGUAAUCUGAAUACAUACUCAUUCAUAUUUAAGAAUACUCGUGUUACGCUGGUUCCUGCCAAUGUGACGGUGCAUGUACCUGUUUCUCCCGUGGCCUCCAAUUUUCUUUCUUGGCGUCCGUUUGAGAAUGAGAUGCUCACUGAGGGGAUGGUGUUCAUCUUGUAUGGUCUCUCUCGUGAGGCUACAUCUGCUGUGGAGGUUCCAGCAUGUGUCCAGGGGAUGUUAUCGGACUUUGAGGAUAUCUUCCCAGUUGAUCUUCCAGAGGGGUUGCCUCCUUCUCGAGCUAUUCAGCACCAGAUAGACUUGGUGCCUGGUGCAGUGCUUCCUAAUCGAUCUCAUUAUCGCAUGAGUCCAAAAGAACAUACAGAACUACAACGUCAAGUGGGGGAGUUAUUAGCCAAAGGUCUUAUCAGGGAAAGUCUCAGCCCUUGCGCGGUCCCGGCGUUGCUCAUUCCUAAGAAGGAUGGUACAUGGCGCAUGUGCGUGGAUAGUCGUGCUAUUAAUAAGAUUACGGUAAAGUAUCGCUUUCCUAUUCCUAGGUUGGACGAUAUACUUGACCAGCUUCAUGGUGCUACGGUUUUUAGCAAAUUGGAUUUGCGUAGUGGCUACCAUCAGAUUCGUAUACGACCAGGAUAUGAAUGUAAGACCGCUUUUAAAACGAGGGAAGGGCUUUAUGAAUGGUUGGUGAUGCCGUUUGGUCUCUCCAAUGCUCCUAGUACAUUUAUGCGCGUAAUGAACGAAGUAUUAAAACCACUUUUGGGUAAGUUUGUUGUCGUUUAUUUCGAUGACAUCUUGGUUUAUAGUACUAACUUGGAUUGUCACUUGUGUCAUCUUCGUAAGGUCUUAGUAGUUUUACGCCAGCAACAUUUCUUUUCUGCUACAAAGAAGUGUGUUUUUUGUACGGAUCGUAUUCUGUUUCUUGGAUACGUCAUAUCCAAGGAUGGCAUCUCGGUGGAUGAGUCUAAGGUCGAUGAUGUACGUACUUGGCCUUUCCCCCAAACAAUCCAUGAGGCUCGGAGUUUUCACGGGUUUUAG
Messenger RNA from Papaver somniferum (opium poppy), 2673 nucleotides. RefSeq lists its product as uncharacterized. The record is from RefSeq and is a predicted model, not a curated record. NCBI's taxonomy places the organism in Eukaryota, Viridiplantae, Streptophyta, Magnoliopsida, Ranunculales, Papaveraceae. Gene Ontology annotation, molecular function: zinc ion binding; nucleic acid binding. The transcript has 3 exons. Bases 1 to 2673 code for a protein of 890 amino acids.